AUGCCUGAUCCAGGUUUAUCCAAUCCAACGUCUUCAUCAAACUCUAACACUGGAGUGAUUAUUGGAGCCGUGGUGGCAGCGGUGGUUGUUUUAAUAACGGUAAUCUUGAUCGUUGCUUGUCUUCUAUAUCGACGAAAACCACAAAAUGAGAACACGCAAGACACUGGUAACAUUCAAAAUGCUGCUUAUGAAGGUGACACCCAAACAGACAGAAGUCUUCCAGAGAUACCUCAAGCUCAUAGAGAUUAUGAAGAACCAGCACAAUAUGCACAACUGGACAGUUCCAUGAGAGUUCCCAUAGAUGCCAACUAUCAAAGUUUGCAAACAAGAGACCACGUGCAACUUGGUAGAGAUCACAAUGAAAAUGUUCAGCGGUAUGCUUCAAUGAACAUUGAUAACAAUUUAAGAAACGAAUUUCCUGACGAAUCUGUGUACGAAGAAGUACCUUAG
Paramuricea clavata is the source of this 450-nucleotide messenger RNA. The record is from the annotation of a GenBank genome assembly. Lineage: Eukaryota; Metazoa; Cnidaria; Anthozoa; Malacalcyonacea; Plexauridae.